This is a messenger RNA of Cervus elaphus (red deer), 1841 nucleotides long. It is a transcript of the gene PRR3, whose product is annotated as proline rich 3. The transcript is spliced from 4 exons. Bases 112 to 678 code for a protein of 188 amino acids. Gene Ontology annotation, molecular function: metal ion binding; RNA binding. The record is from RefSeq and is a predicted model, not a curated record. Lineage: Eukaryota; Metazoa; Chordata; Mammalia; Artiodactyla; Cervidae.
CGGGAGCCUCAGCCUCAGUGUCCACCGCCCCCCCGGAAGCGGAAACAGAAUCCCAGCGUGCCCCUUCCUCACUGCCCUCCAAAUCCCGCUGCAGCCAUUGCCGCAACCACGAUGCCGAAACGAAAGAAGCAGAAUCAGCAGCAGCAGCAGCUGCAGCAGCAGCCCCCACUGCCAGAGCGGGAUGAGACUGGAGACGAGGAGGAUGGGAGCCCCAUCGGACCACCCAGCCUUCUGGGCCCUCCCCCCAUGGCCAAUGGAAAGCCUGGUGAUCCCAAGUCAGCUUUUCACAGAGGUCCUCCGGGAUCAAGGGGACCAGUGAUCCCACCACUGCUGAGUCUCCCACCUCCUCCCCGGGGCAGAGGCCCAGUUCAGGGAGGCCUCGGCCCCAGGUUUGGCCCGUAUGGUCGUGGUUGGUGGGGGGUCAAGGCCGAGCCUCCUUUUCCUGGGCCAGGCCAUGGGGGUCCCUCCAGGGGAGGCUUUCACAAAGAACAGAGAAAUCCUCGAAGGCUCAAAAGCUGGUCUCUUAUCAAGAAUACCUGCCCACCCAAGGAUGGACCCCAGGUUAUGGAAGACAAAUCCGGCCGCCCCGUCUGCCGACACUUCGCCAAAAAGGGCCACUGUCGAUACGAGGACCUCUGUGCCUUCUACCACCCAGGUGUCAACGGCCCUCCGCUGUGAGACUGUCCUCCCCACCCAGACUGGAAGGAGCCCCUGACCUGGCAGCCACGUUCUUCCCUGUGGCCCUGUGACGGCCACCGUGAGGCUGUUCCUCGCACCACCCUCACUGCCCCCUGCCCCUGGGGGUCCAGAGCUGUGUUCCAUGACUGGUGUGCGGCGUGCACUCUUCUGACCCAGCCUCCAGAGACGUCUCCAGGACCAUCGCUGCUCCACGCGCCUGCCUCCCGGGUCCUCCCCCUCGCCGGUGACUGCAGAACAGGAAACCUCUUUGGUGCUGUUUCUUGUGCAUCUGUCCACCCAGCCCCCGGGAUCGCCCUGGAUUCCUGAGAGCCCUGGAGCAGUUUGCUACCAUUCCCUCCUCGCUGCUUGUUUUUAAGUCCUUUUCGUGUGACACCCCUCCCCCCAGCGUGGUCAGCGGCCCUGUGACACUCACCCGGUUGGCUGACCUGGGGUCAAGUGUGGAUGACUGGUGCAGAGUCACUCCCUGAGAGGCCACGUUCCCCGCUCUUGGAUCUGGUAGUUUCUGCGUCAGUAGCAUGAUCCCCACCGCUAUGGUCUGUGAUCACUGUGCUUUGUGAAACUGUGCAUCCCCCUGCCCCCCACCCCCAUAGCCUUUCUCAGUGUCCGUGGCAUUUUCGUGACUUCCCAACACUAGAGUAAGUUUUUCUGCCAAAAUGCGUGGGGCCGUGGGUGCCCUCUAGACUUUCCCCACCUCCCGACGAGGGAGAACUGUGAAACUUUCCACAAGACUGCCUCCCUGGUCGUCUCAUCCUCCCCAUGUCAGUUUCUCGGGGUUGACACAGGCCCGAGAGAUGUCGUCUAAAGGCUCAGAUGGGCCUCUCCUCUCUCCAGCCCAUUUUAGUUAGACUGCAUCAUUGUGAGGCCACCAGCCGUUUCAUUUGAAUUCUGUGAAUCUCCACCUGGCCUACCUGUGGGUGGAACUCGGACAGUACUGUCGCCCUCUUCCAACCUUCUUCCCCUGCAUCCCUGGCACUGGUUGUUUUCUGUGAAAACGGCAGUGAACAGGUUCAGUUUUGAGCUGGCCCUGAGGAAAUGGGUCAGGAGUUGUGUGGGCAAGAGGGAGGGAUGAGAGCCGUUGGAGAACUGAGAAUGAAUUUUUUUUUAACAUUUUUUUAUAUUAGUAAUAAACGCAGUGGAAACAA